Molecule: messenger RNA, 393 nt
Organism: Pteronotus mesoamericanus
Lineage: Eukaryota; Metazoa; Chordata; Mammalia; Chiroptera; Mormoopidae
Product: histone H2A type 1-like
Exons: 1
Coding region: 1-393 (130 amino acids)
Biological process (GO): heterochromatin formation
Cellular component (GO): chromatin; nucleosome
Molecular function (GO): protein heterodimerization activity; structural constituent of chromatin; DNA binding
Source: RefSeq, a predicted model, not a curated record
AUGUCUGGACGUGGGAAGCAGGGUGGCAAGGCUCGUGCGAAGGCCAGGUCUCGGUCUUUCAGAGCUCAGCUACAGUUCCCGGUCGGUCGCAUCCACCGUUUGCUCCGCAAGGGUAACUAUGCUGAGCGCAUUGGGGCCGGCGCGCCCGUGUACCUGGCGGCCGUGCUGGAGUACCUGACGGCCGAGAUCCUGGAGCUGGCGGGCAACGCGUCUCGCGACAACAAGAAGACGCGCAUUAUUCCGCGCCACCUGCAGCUGGCCAUCCGUAACGACGAGGAGCUCAAUAGGCUCUUGGGUGGUGUGACCAUUGCUCAGGGUGGCGUCCUGCCAAAUAUCCAGCCUGUGCUCUUGCCCAAAAAGACCGAAAACCAUCACAAGGCCAAGGGUAAAUAG